UCAUUCAGAGUUCAAAAACCCAUUCUUAACAGAAAAUCUGGCCAACAUGAACUCUGAUCCGAACACUGAAUGGAGGUCAAGUAUUGAAGGAGCAUUAAAGGACUUGGGACAAUGUAUAAAUAAUCUUAAUGCAAAGAUCGAUAACAUGUCUGUCUCCAGCAUUACGACAGCUCCCUCUGCUGGCGCUCGUGCGGAACCACCGAAGACACUGUCUGUUCAACCACCAUGUAUGGAGCCCCGUUUGUGCCCUCCGGAGAGAUUCGAGGGAAAUAUCGACCAAGGUAGAGCUUUUCUGACACAAUGUGAGAUUCAGUUUGAAUUACAACCCAGCUCAUUUCCCUCUGAACGGUCCAAGGUCGCAUACAUAAUCUCUUUAUUAACCGGAAAGGCUAAACUUUGGGGAACGGCCGAGUGGCAGAGAGACGCUGUAAUCUGUCACAGAUAUAAAGAUUUCGCUAGAGAGCUUCUCAGAGUUUUUUGCCCCAGACUUCCGCACC
This is a messenger RNA of Austrofundulus limnaeus, 497 nucleotides long. RefSeq lists its product as uncharacterized. The record is from RefSeq and is a predicted model, not a curated record. Lineage: Eukaryota; Metazoa; Chordata; Actinopteri; Cyprinodontiformes; Rivulidae.